Scleropages formosus (Asian bonytongue) is the source of this 2377-nucleotide messenger RNA. Its product is annotated as thread biopolymer filament subunit alpha. The transcript has 10 exons. The coding region runs from base 29 to 1960 and encodes 643 amino acids. Lineage: Eukaryota; Metazoa; Chordata; Actinopteri; Osteoglossiformes; Osteoglossidae. The record is from RefSeq and is a predicted model, not a curated record.
ACACCUGGAUCCAGGCUCUGUAGCUGACAUGACACAGAGAAACGUGAAACUCCAAGGGGGCGCCGUGAGGUUCGGCGCCAUGUACGGGGGCAACCGGCUCUUCUCGGGGGCCCGGGGCAGCGGAGGGGGCAUCGGUUUGGCGACGUCACGGUCACUGGGCACCUCGGGGCUAGCGGGAUCUGGACCGGGCUUCAGAGGAGGUCUGGGACUGGGCUACGGCACAGGGCUUGGGGCUGGACUGGGCUACGGCGGGGGAGCCGGUGCUGGCCUGGGCGCGGGGCUCGGUUUGGGGCUGGGUGCAGGGGGCGGGGCGGGGCUGGGCGCGGGGUUCGGCGCGGGGCUGGGCGCGGGACUGGGCGCGGGGCUGGGCGCGGGGGGCGGGGCGGGGUUGAGCCUGGGAGCCCUCUCGGCCAACAGGUUGGCGGCGUUUAGAUCCGCCGUGGCCCCUCUCAGAGCUCGGCUGGGAGGCCGCGUCUUCAGGAUCGGGGGCUACGGCUUCAACCCCACCUUCCUCACAUCCACGACCACGGUGGACACGAGCGUGUCGCCCCUGCCGAUCAUCGACCCCUCGCUGCCGUCUGCGGACACGGUGCAGGUCACCCGCUUGAAGGAGAAGGAGGAGCUGCAGGUGCUCAACAACAAAUUCGCUUCCUUCAUCGACAAGGCCCGAUCGCUGGAGCAGUGCAACGCCAUCCUGAAGGCGAAGAUCUCCAUGUUCACGAACCCAGAUCAAGGUGGACCAGCCAGCACCUCCAUCAUCCUCACCUCGGCCAUCGGCUCCUACAAGACGCAGAUCGACAACUUGACCGCGACCAAAGAAGGCAUCCUCGCCGAGAUCGAGCACUACAAGGGCAUCAUCGACGACAUCCAGACCAGGUUGGAAGAGGAGACGUCGCAGACCAAGGCUUUGGAAACCGACUGGACACACUUAAAAGAGGAGGUGGACAACCUGUACCUGGCUAUCUUUGAGCUUCAAACCAACAUUGGUGGAGUGGAAGAGCAGAUUGUCUUGAACAAGCAGGUGUAUGACGCUAAAGUGAAGGAGGUGAGGAACAUCGUGACGGGUGGCCUCAAGUCGGCUGUCUCCAUCUCGGUGGACAACGCCGCUCAGGCCCAGGACCUGACGUCGGCGCUGGCGGAAGUGAAGGCCCAUUAUGAGGCGCUGGCGCAGCGGAGCAAGCAGGACGCCUUCCUGACAGUGCAGGACAGCCUCUCGCUGCUGUCCCUCAGCGCCCAACCGGGAGCCCAGUCCCUCCCCAACAUGAAGGAGGAGCUGCGCGUCUACAAGCUGCAGAUCGACUCGGUGCAGAGGGAGAUCGACAGGAUCAAGACGCUGAACCACCAGCUGCAGGAGCAGGUGGAUGAAGCCGAAUCCAGCUCGGACUCGCACCGCGAGACGCACCAGGACCAGAUCCUCACUCUCAAGUCGCAGCUGGACGAUAUCAGAAAGCAACUUGCUCAGUACGGCCAGGAGUACCAGGAGCUCUUGGCCAGCAAGAUGUCUCUGGAGGUAGAAAUCACCGCCUACAAGAAGCUGCUGGACAGUGAGGAGAACAGGCUGAAGUCAGGAGGGGGCAUCACCGUGCACAUGUCCAAGUCCGUCGUGGGAAGCGGGGGAGGAGGCGGAGGCGGAGCCGGCGGCGGCCUGGCCUUCGGAGCAGGAGGCGGAGCCGGCGGCGGCCUGGCCUUCGGAGCAGGAGGCGGAGCCUUCGGAGGCGGCGGCGGAGGGGUCGGCUACGGGUUAGGCGCCGCCCUGGGGACAGGACUGGGAGGCGGACUGGGAGGCGGACUUGGAGGCGGACUUGGAGGCGGACUGGGAGGCGGACUUGGAGGCGGACUUGGAGGCGGACUGGGAGGCGGACUGGGAGGAUACAGUCUGAGCGGAGGGGCGAGUUCCUUCGGGGGAGGAAGCCUGUCAUCCACCCUCAACACCAGCACACUGUCUUCCGCCGCGUACUGAAGAGCGACGCCAACCCACACGGCGCCCGGGAGAUGAGAACGGGUCCGGGGGACAGGGUUCCGGCCUCCGUCCGCCCGCAAGAACCAACUGCAAGCCUCACGCUGCUCUCCUGCUUCUCGCUUUUUCCAAACCCGCAAACUGUCCGCUAACUCUUCACGUCAGUAAGAAACGCUCCUAGAUUCCAGCCUUCGGAGACGAACUCCAUACGUAAGAAAAUCCCUCAUGCCACCUGUGUUUUCAUAGCAAUUAAAGAGGGUGUUGUGCCAUACAACGAAUGUCUUUACAUUGGGUCAGAAGAAAAUACAAGGAAAACGCAUGUAACCGUCAGCAUGAAGAUUGCUCAAAAUUGCUUAAUCGCUCACCACAAAGUGAGACUUUGGAAGCCCUGCAAAGCCCAAUAAAAGUGUCUUAUGUUCA